Molecule: messenger RNA, 2131 nt
Organism: Fragaria vesca subsp. vesca
Lineage: Eukaryota; Viridiplantae; Streptophyta; Magnoliopsida; Rosales; Rosaceae
Product: probable protein phosphatase 2C 55-like
Exons: 5
Coding region: 358-1851 (497 amino acids)
Source: RefSeq, a predicted model, not a curated record
CCUCUCGCCAAUGUGUGGAUUUCAAUUUCUCUUCUAACCGUUGGUAGGCGGCGGCGAUCUUUGAAAGUUAAAAGAGUCAGUCGAAGAGAAAAAGAGAGACGUAUUAUUAGGAAGAGAGGAUAGAGAUUACAGAACACCCCGUGUGCCUCCACCUAACUGCAGAACAACAAGUAGCUGUUCGAUCAUCUAGAACUCAUUGAGGGCUUCGAUUCCGAUCUCUGUGCCUGAUUUGUGAAACAUGGGUAGGAGAUGGAGAUUAAGUUAGUUUGGAAGUAGUUAUGAGAUUUAAUUUUGGGUACAGUGAUGAUCGGUGCACUAGAGGCUUAGAAGCUAAGGUGUUCUGUUUAAGAGGGUAAGAUGCCAUCUUCUUACUGGUCGAAAGUUAGGACUGCGGUGCAGAGAUCGAUUGUAGGUCAGGAAGGUGUUCUUCAGGACUCGCUAGACGGGUUGAUUGGUCAGGGGAAGUUGUUGUUUGGGAAUUCUAGGUUGUUCCAGUCGAGGCCGUUUUCGGCUGUUUCAGACCUGCAGGCAUUUCUGCCACAAGGUAUUGUUGUUGCUGCGAGGUCCGACUCGCAGAGAAAGCAGAUUUCUGUUGUUGGGGAGAUUUCGCGGAUCAUUUCGACUCCCUCUGUGUCGGGGCCUUCGUUCCAAGUUUGUGGGUAUCAUAUUGAUUCUGUGCUUUCGGAUUCUGGUCAGUUUCGGAAUAAAGCCAUGGCUUUUUGCGGUUCUAAAGCUUUAGUUGGGGGGUGUUCCCCGGAUACUUCGAGGCGUGGGCUCUUUUCAAUGUUACCGGAAAGUGCUGGUGCAUGUUAUAACAACAGAAGUAAAAGCUCUGUUGGUUUCCAGAAAGCCAGCAUGAGUUUGAAGAACAAUGGGCAGCCAAAUACUAAUGCCACUUUUGGAUAUUUCAUAUAUGAAGUUGGGAAGAGAUGGUGUAAUAACUUCCCAUUAAACGGAUUCGGCUCAAGAGAGUUUCAUAGUUCAUCCACAUGCUUAUCUGCUGGGACUGCCCAGGAUGUGUCUUUUGAUAAUUCUGCUCCUGAGGAGCAGCUUUCAAGUUCUGCAGAUUCAUCUGAUCAGAAAAACACAGAUGCAAAGUCCUUAAAACUAAGUUCAGGAUCAUGCUACUUGCCCCAUCCUGAUAAAGAGGAUACUGGUGGGGAGGAUGCUCACUUCAUAUGUGUGAAUGAACAAGCAAUAGGGGUGGCUGAUGGUGUUGGUGGCUGGGCAGAUCUUGGUGUUAACUCAGGAUUGUAUUCCCGAGAACUCAUGUCUAAUUCUGUAACAGCUGUUCAGGAGGAACCCAUAGGUUCAGUUGAUCCUGCUAGGGUGUUGGAGAAAGCUCACUCCAGCACAAAAGCCAGAGGUUCCUCAACAGCAUGCAUCAUAGCACUCACAGAACAGGGUAUACAUGCAAUCAAUUUAGGUGAUAGUGGGUUUAUAGUUGUGCGAGACGGGUGCACUGUUUUCAGAUCCCCUGUGCAGCAGCAUGAUUUUAACUUCACUUAUCAACUGGAGAAUGGAGUCAAUAGCGAUUUACCUAGCUCUGGCCAGGUUUUUACGGUUCCUGUUGCUCCUGGGGAUGUUAUAGUUGCUGGAACUGAUGGCCUCUUUGACAACUUGUAUAACAACGAGAUUACCGCAGUUGUGGUUCAUGCCAUGAGAGCUGGAUUAGGGCCUCAGGUGACAGCUCAAAAGAUUGCAGCAUUGGCACGCCAACGAGCGCAGGAUAGAGACCGGCAGACACCCUUCUCCACCGCUGCUCAAGAUGCUGGUUUCCGUUACUAUGGCGGCAAACUCGAUGAUAUCACAGUUGUAGUUUCGUAUGUUACCAGUUCGAGCGAUUCAUGAACAAGAUCGAACACUCAUAUGUACAUGGACACAUCGUAUUUCAGUUACAUUUUCAUUGCCCCACUCAGUGUUAGAGAAUCAAAGCAUUCUCAGUGACAGGCUUAUUGUAAAAGCAAAAUGGCAUUGGGCCUGUUUUUGUCUGUCAUUCCUAUUUUGGCCACUCUGCUCUUUUAGAUAGAUAAAUGAGUGUACGCACUCUUCUUGGUUCUGAAUGAAACUUUCCAAAAGCAUAAGCUUGAUGUUUUAUCGGAUUAGAUUCCGGAUAGCAGUUUGCUACUAU